This is a messenger RNA of Lagenorhynchus albirostris (white-beaked dolphin), 4094 nucleotides long. RefSeq names its product ZFP36 ring finger protein like 1 (gene ZFP36L1). The transcript is spliced from 2 exons. Lineage: Eukaryota; Metazoa; Chordata; Mammalia; Artiodactyla; Delphinidae. Bases 1291 to 2241 code for a protein of 316 amino acids. The record is from RefSeq and is a predicted model, not a curated record. Gene Ontology annotation, molecular function: mRNA binding; metal ion binding.
AAGCCUGUGGAUGUUCAAAGUUUUUCGCCCCCUCUCCCCAAUUUGAAAGAGAGAAGCUGCUAGGCUACUUUUAAUUGCUGAAGUGUUUUGCCUUCUUUUAAACACGUCGGGUCAUGUUGCUCUCUUUUCCCAGCUUGCUUCUCCAGUCCGUGCAGCUGCCAGGGCCCCAGGGCUGCAGGGUUGGGGUGCAGGGAUACCCUGGAGCUGAAGAGCAACAUCAAAAAAGUUUGAAUUUCAGCUUCCUUCCCUACCUGCGCAUUCCCAAACUUCAGUUGCCCUGGCGGCUGCCUGAACUCUCCCGGCACGUCUUCCUUCUCUUCCUGGCUCUCCCGCUCUUUGAUCUAUUUCUCUUUCUCUGGCUCCCUCCCCCCGCAGGACUUUUUAAAUGAACCUCAUUGUUGGGAACAGGCUCUCUACUUGGUUCCUGUAAUCCGCUCUGUGGGGUGGUUGCUGUUACAGAUUCCAGAUCCCCCGCAGCUGAUCCUAAGGGACCAACUUUAGAAAUCACACAAUGACACCCACAUGGGCUGGGAGCCAACUCCCAGGUCCCCUGCUCACACCCUUUCCAAAUCUUGGGUACAGUUUGGGCAGGUGAAUAGGGUCCCGUUGGAACAGAGACCUGCCUUUGGUGCCUCUGCCCCCCCCCCCCAAAUCCAUUAUUGACUGGGAGGAGGCUGGGGGGAUUUGGUGCUUUCCUUUUCCUUCCCACCUGCAGCUUUGCGUUAAAGAUUAAACACUGGCCCUCUUAUCCAAGCGUGCUCUUGCAGCCCGGAGACUAACUGCAAAGGCAUCUUCCCAGUGGAGGGGGUGGGGUGGGCGGUGACUGGUGGGAGAGAUCAUUGUAGAAGGCACCUCUUCUGGGAGCACGGGGCAAUGAGUUUUGUAUUCGGGAAUCACAUCCCCUCUCCCUGCCAACCCCCCCCCCCGCCCCCACCAAUCCGGGAUUUCUCUUCCUGCCCCUCCCUCUCCCCUCCCAUCAGCAAGGUAAAGCAAAGGCAGUCUGGAAAUCUGUUGCCAAAGGAAUGGAAUGCUUCUGAAGGAGGAAGUUGAGAGUCUCGGGCCAGGUUUGGGGGGAGGGCGGCAGCUAAUUAGGCAGGGACUGAUUAAAAGGAGACCUAGCUCCUAGUCUCCUGAGUGUGGGAAAGGAGAGUUUGUGAGUUGUGUGAGAUAUUUUCAACACAGGGAUCUAUUUGGGAGGUGAAGAAGUUGGAUUUCAUGGAUGAAAGUGGUAGCUUUGGGGACAGGAUAUGAGGGUGCAUUCCAGGGAUCGGCGUGGAGUAGGGUAACAAGAUGCUCAACUACAGUCCUCCCGGUGCCGGGGGCUGCCUGCUGGACAGGAAGGCGGUGGGCACCCCUGCCGGUGGGGGCUUCCCCCGAAGGCACUCGGUCACCCUGCCCAGCUCCAAGUUCCACCAGAACCAGCUCCUCAGCAGCCUCAAGGGCGAGCCAGCUCCAGCUCUGAGCUCUCGGGACAGCCGCUUCCGAGACCGCUCCUUCUCAGAAGGGGGCGAGCGGCUGCUGCCCACCCAGAAGCAGCCGGGGAGCGGCCAGGUCAACUCCAGCCGCUACAAGACGGAGCUGUGCCGUCCCUUCGAGGAGAACGGAGCCUGUAAGUACGGCGACAAGUGCCAGUUCGCGCACGGCAUCCACGAGCUCCGAAGCCUGACCCGCCACCCCAAGUACAAGACGGAGCUGUGCCGUACCUUCCACACCAUCGGCUUCUGCCCGUACGGGCCCCGCUGCCACUUCAUCCACAACGCUGAGGAGCGCCGUGCCCUGGCCGGGGCCCGGGACCUCUCUGCUGACCGCCCCCGCCUCCAGCAUAGCUUUAGCUUCGCUGGGUUUCCCAGUGCCGCUGCCACCGCCGCUGCCACGGGGCUGCUGGACAGCCCCACGUCCAUCACCCCGCCCCCCAUGCUGAGCGCCGAUGACCUCCUGGGCUCGCCCACCCUGCCCGAUGGCACCAAUAACCCCUUCGCCUUCUCCAGUCAGGAGCUGGCGAGCCUCUUUGCCCCUAGCAUGGGGCUGCCCGGGGGUGGCUCCCCAACCACCUUCCUCUUCCGGCCCAUGUCUGAGUCCCCUCACAUGUUCGACUCUCCCCCCAGCCCUCAGGAUUCUCUCUCGGACCAGGAGGGCUACCUGAGCAGCUCCAGCAGCAGCCACAGUGGCUCAGACUCCCCCACUUUGGACAACUCAAGGCGCCUGCCCAUUUUCAGCAGACUUUCCAUCUCAGAUGACUGAGCCAGGGUAGAGAGGGCCGCCCCCCACCUAUCCACCCCCGCCCCGACCCCGCACCCACAUCCCCUACCCUUCCCUCCCUACCCAUCGAUUCCUGACAAACCCCUACAUUAACAAGGUUAAGCUCAACCCCUUUCCCCCAGGACCUUGGGAUGCCCCCUCCCUCCCCCCUCUUUAAAUGCCCCUCCCCCCAACAUAAGGACAAGUCAAUUUGUCAAUAGCUUCUUCCGGCUAGAACCCCCCCACCUCAAUUUUAUAGCCCACUUACCGUGCAUAACAGACAAGUCCCAUAUUUGUCAGUAGGUGCGUGUUUUUUCCAGCUUAAGCCUUAAGUGCCAAAUCACAAAAGAAAAAGCAGUAACGGUUUACAGAAGCAACUUAGUGCCUUGUGAUCUAACUUUGUCACUGUGACUACAUUACCUCUUCAGCGCCAGAGGGCACCCGUGGGCCUCCCUGAGCCUCUGCCCAGGGGGAGGGGGAGGGGGAGGGGGGACUUAGAAGAACCAGCAGCUCCCUCCACUGGCAACACAACUGCACCUUUCCUGAUUCCAGUCUCCCACACACUUCCUUCUCCCCUCUCCCCAGUAACCCCCGCCCCCCGCCCCCGCCUUGGGAGAGUUGUUGCCAGACUUGGGUUUUUGGGGAAACCUAGCUUGACAUUCAAAACCUUUUUCUUCCCGACCUGAACCUCUGUUGACUAAUCUUGCCUGGGUUCGUGUAGGUCUGCAGGAAGGAAGACUGCAAAAGCGGAUGAAGAUUGUGACAUAAGUGGGACUUUGUGAUUUAAUUUUUUUUCUUUUGUUUUAAGUGGGGAGGAAGGGGAAGCUAGAUGGACUAUGAGAGACUUGAUUUUGGUGCUAAAGUUCCCCAGUUCGUAUGUGACAUCUUAAAAAAAAAACAACAAAAAAAUGAGAGAAAAGCUUAAAAACAUGUAAGGGGUGAGCAGUUAAUGGUAUUCAUUCCACAUACAAUAUCUGUGUAAAACGAUUUCCUGUAGAAGUAGCUUUAAUGGUUUUUGCUCUAGAAUACCGUAGGUCUAUCCUUAGAGCACUCACGCCAUGCUUUUUUCCCUGGGUUUUAAACUUCAUAUAACUUCAGAAAUUGGAGAGCAAAAAUUUUGCUUGUCACUGCACAUCAAUAUAAAAAAGCUUAUUUAACUUAUCAAAACGUAUUUAUUGCCAAACUAUGCUUUUUUUUGUUAAUUUUGUUCAUAUUUAUCGGGAUGACAAAUCCAUAGAAUAUAUUCUUUUAUGUUAAAUUAUGAUCUUCAUAUUAAUCUUAAAAUUUUGUGACGUGUCUUUUUCCUUUUUUUCCACAGUUUUAAUAUAUUAUUCUUCAACGACAUUUUUUGUAACUUUACACUUUUUUUGGUUAUUUUAUUUUAAAAAAAUGAAAAAUUAAUUUAAAAAAAUGCAAAAAACUGUUGGAUUAUUUAUUUUAGAAAUUUCCCCCCUUUGUGUUGGACUGCAAAUUGAGUUUCUUUCUCUUUUGGCCUUUCACAACUAGGACUGAGAAUGUAUGUAAAAGUUCUGUGACAGUACAGAAGGAAAACAACUUCUAAUGUAUAGCUUCUAAAAGGGAAAAAAAGAAAAGAAACCCUUUGACUUCACGUGCCCAUCUCUAGACAUUCCGGUUGCAGAUUUGACGUUCUGGAUUCCAGGUUUUGGAGUUUUCCAAUGUUAAUGCAAACAACUGGCGCACACACAUUAAGAUGAAUGUAAUUAUUAUUCCUCUUGCUGGUCACUACCGUCGCUUUCUGUUUCUCUUUCUUUGUGUGAAUUUAUUUAAAAGAAAAAAAAACUUUUUGUAACGACUAUUUGCAGUUUAAAAAUCAAUAAACCCAUUUUUUCAAGAAA